Aspergillus tanneri is the source of this 1791-nucleotide messenger RNA. RefSeq lists its product as uncharacterized. NCBI's taxonomy places the organism in Eukaryota, Fungi, Ascomycota, Eurotiomycetes, Eurotiales, Aspergillaceae. Gene Ontology annotation, biological process: secondary metabolic process. The coding region runs from base 1 to 1791 and encodes 596 amino acids. Gene Ontology annotation, molecular function: CoA-ligase activity. The record is from RefSeq and is a predicted model, not a curated record. The transcript is spliced from 3 exons.
AUGGCCUCUUUCCCUACCUCUCACGAUGUCCUCUCAUUUGCUCUGGAUGCUCAAGCCGACUAUGACCCUUCCGAGGCACUCAUUAUCGACGCCCAUGAGCCAAGCCGCGUCCUCAAUGGUGCUCAGCUACGACUGCUCAUCCACACCUUCAUCGCCGGAUUUAAGGCGCAUGGGAUUAAACAGGGUGAUUGCGUCUUGGUCAAUUUGCGGAAUAAUGUGCGUUUCCCCCCCAGUGUUGUCACUUGUCAUUUCACCAGAUCUCACCUCGCUCACUCCAAUAUCCCGCAGGUUCUAUACACCGCCAUCUUCCUCGCCAUCACUGGCGCUGGUGGUGUCUACAUCGGCGCCAGCCCGCACAGCGUCCCCCAUGAGCUAGAUCAUGUUGUUCGACUGGGCCGUCCUGUCCUCAUUCUCACCGAGCCAGAUGCUCUUCCUACCACACUCAGUGUCUCCAAGAAGAACGGCAUCUCGCCCCACCAACUCUUCCUUCUCGACGAAGCAGCCCUCAACGCAACUAUUGCCUUCGCACAGUCGCACAAGCAAUGUUCUCCAGCCUCGGCAUUGACUGACAAUUCAACUACAUCGGCAGAAACAUGCCCCUUCCUCUCCCUCCUCGCUCACGGCUCCGCAAACCCCCUCUGCAUCCCAGAGCUCGAAACCGCCAACUCCACCCCAGCAGCUCUCUACUCAACCAGCGGCACAACGGGACUCCCCAAAGCUGCCGUCUUCUCGCACGGCGCCCUGAUCGCUGGCCAUAUCUCCGCGGCGGCCAACCCCCCACCCUACAAAGUCCGGCGGCUGGUCUGCCUCCCCUUCUAUCAUCUCUUCGCGUCCUUCUGGUCGCACCUCUUCCCCCUGCGCUACGGGAGCCCGCUGUAUAUUGCGCGCGAGUUCCAGCUCCCCAUCUUCCUGGACAUGAUCCGACAACACGGCAUCAGCGACACGCAUGUCGUACCCGCAAUAGUGCACUCCGUGAACCAGGCGCCCGCCUCACUGGACCCCAGAUCCGCGCUCACCUCGCUCCGCUACGUAGGCGUGUCCGGGGCCCCCAUUGACCGCGCCUGCAUGGCGGAUUUCCAGACCCUGCUGCACUCCGAUGCCUGUGCGGGCCAGAUCUGGGGUAUGACGGAGACGGGGCCAGUGUUUCAAAACCGGUACCCCGCUCGCGGGUGUAGAGCGGAGCAAGCUGAUCUGGGUGGUAUUGGGCCAAUUUUGCCGGGAUGGGAGGCUAAGCUUCUGACUUAUGUGGAGGCCGGUUCGGGCGAGAAUGAGGAUCAGCAACCGGCGCAGCAGCAGCCGGUCGAAGUAGUCGAUGCCGCGGGACCACCGGGUCGGUUGUACGUGCGCGGCGCCGGGGGGUGGUUCAGCACGGGAGAUGUGGCAUAUGUCAACAAACGCGGCGAGUACUUCAUUGUUGGCCGGACGAAGGAGUUGAUCAAAGUGCGCGGAGCCUCGGUGUCGCCCGCCGAAAUCGAAGCCGUUCUCCUCAAGCACCCGCUUAUUGCGGAUGCCGCGGUGACGGGGAUCAAGCUUCCGGGGGGGACUGAAGAGGCGCCUCGUGCGUAUGUGGUGCGUUCUGGGGACGCAUCGGGGAAGCUCACUGUGAAUGAGGUGUACGAGUUUGCGCAGCAGCGGCUGGCAUCGUACAAGUCGUUAGAUGGAGGGGUUUGCUUCGUGGAGAGUAUUCCCCGAACAGUGAGCGGGAAGGUGCAGAGAGGCAAGUUGGCGGGCAUGAAUGAACGGAGAGAUGCCCUGGAAGGAUUAUUGAAGAAAAUGAAGGGUGGAGGCUGA